CAGCGCGCCCCCCGGGUACCAUGGAGACCGGCCGUCCGGCCACCGCCGUCCGGGACCUCCUGCAGGACGAGUGCUACGCUGAUUUUUUAAGCCAGGACUUCGACGUCAAGGCUUACACCUCUCAGUCCAUUCACCGAGCGGUGAUAGCCGAGCAGUUGGCCAAGCUCGCCCAAGGGAUCAGUCAACUGGAUAAAGAACUUCACUUACAGGUAGUUGCGAGGCAUGAAGACUUAUUGGCACAGGCGACUGGAAUUGAGUCUCUGGAAGGUGUUCUUCAGAUGAUGCAGACGAGAAUCGGGGCUCUUCAGGGCGCUGUGGACAGGAUCAAAGUCAAAAUUGUGGACCCGUACAACAAGAUAGUAGGACGCACAGCCCAGUUGGCAAGGCUGCAGGUAGCCUGUGACUUGCUCCGGAGAAUAAUCCGCAUCCUGUACCUUAGUAAGAGGCUCCAAGGACAGUUGCAGGGCGGAAGUCGAGAAAUAACGAAGGCCGCUCAGAGCCUUAAUGAACUUGAUUACCUUUCUCAAGGAAUCGACCUCUCCGGAAUCGAAGUGAUUGAAAACGACCUGCUUUUCAUCGCCAGAGCCCGACUUGAGGUUGAAAACCAGGCUAAACGUUUGCUGGAACAAGGAAUUGAGACUCAGAACCCAACGCAAGUGGGAACAGCUCUUCAGGCCUUCUAUAACCUUGGAACUCUGAGGGAGACGGUCACCAGCGUCGUGGAUGGAUAUUGUGCGGUUCUGGAGGAGAACAUCAACAGUGCUUUAGAUAUCAAAAUCUUGACCCAGCCUUCCCAGAGAGGUGGUCCCGGGCCCGGGCGAGCCACCAUGCCUACCCCAGGAAACACGGCGGCUUUCCGUGCCACCCUCUGGACCAACAUGGAGAAGUUGAUGGAUCAGAUUUGUGCAGCCUGCGGGCAGGUUCAGCAUCUGCAGAAAGUCUUAGCCAAGAAGAGGGACCCCGUCUCACACGUUUGCUUUAUUGAAGAAAUAGUUAAGGAUGGCCAGCCUGAAAUAAUAUUUACAUUUUGGAAUUUUGUAACUCAGAGCCUCUCUUCUGAAUUUCAAACUGCCGCAAAUUCUUCUAUGUUUUUGAAGCAAGCAUUUGAAGGAGAAUACCCCAAAUUAUUGCGGCUUUAUAAUGAUCUGUGGAAGCGUCUUCAACAGUACAGUCUAAACAUCCAAGGCAGUUUUCAUCCAAGUGGGACCACCGAUCUCUAUGCCGAAAUGCAGCAAAUGGAAGAUGACGCCCAGGACAUAUUCUUGCAGAAAAAGCAGGAUUAUGACCCGGAGAAGGCUCUGAAAGAUUCACUGCAGCCGUACGAAGCCGCUUAUCUGUCCAAGUCGUUAUCCCGGCUCUUCGACCCCAUCAACCUGGUCUUCCCUCCCGGCGGUCGAAACGCGCCGUCCGCGGACGAACUGGACGGCAUCAUUAAGACCAUUGCCAGUGAACUCAACGUGGCUGCGGUUGAUUCAAGCCUCACUUUAGCCGUGGCGAAAAAUGUGGCAAAGACCAUCCAGCUCUAUGGAGUGAAAUCUGAGCAACUGCUGUCCACUCAGGGAGAUGCCAGCCAGGUGAUCGGCCCCCUGACCGAAGGCCAGCGGCGCAACGUGGCCGUGGUCAACUCGCUGUUCCGGUGGCACCAGGCCAUCGUGAAGGUUAUUUCCAGUCAGAGUUCGUUCCCUCCGGCAGCCGAGCAGACCAUCGCCUCGGCCCUCAAGACGAUCCACGCUCUGAUGGGGAGUGCCGUGCAGCCCCUGCUGACGUCCGUGGGCGACUCAAUCGAAGCCGUCAUCAUCACCAUGCACCAGGAAGACUUCUCUGGCUCGGUGUCCGGCCCGGGGAAGUCGGCGACCCCCUGCUCGCUCUACAUGAAGGAGCUCCAGGGCUUCAUAGCGAGAGUCAUGAGCGACUACUUCCGACACUUCGAGUGCCAGGACUUUGUGUUCGACCAGACGGAAGCCAUCGCCCGGCGGGCCAUCCAGCUCUUCGUCCGCAACGCCAGCCUCCUGCGGCCCCUCGGCGAGGGAGGCAAGAUGCGGCUGGCCGCUGAUUUCGCCCAGAUGGAGCUGGCGGUGGCCCCCCUGUGUAGACGGGUGUCCGACCUGGGCAAGUCCUACCGGCUGCUGAGAUCGUUCCGGCCCCUGCUCUUCCAGACCAGCGAGCACGUGGCCAACAGCCCGGCCCUGGGCGAAGUCAUCCCGUUCAGCACCGUGCUGCAGCUGCUCUUCACCCGGGCGCCCCCAGACCUCAAGUCGCCAUUCCAGCGGGCCGAGUGGUCCCACGCCCGCUACUCCCAGUGGCUGGAUGACCAUCCGUCGGAGAAGGACAGGCUGGUUCUCAUCAGGGGGGCCCUGGAAGCCUACGUUCAGUCAGUGAGAACCAGAGAAGGCAAAGAGUUUGCACCCGUCUAUCCGAUAAUGAUCCAGCUGUUGCAGAGAGCCAUGUCCACUCUUCAGUAGGAGGAGGAGGAGGAGGAUCCAGACAGUUUGCCGGCUUUCCGCUCCCUCUAGUUUCUGCUCUUGAUUGGUACUUUCGGGCCUGCCUGGCUCAGCCCCACCCUAAGGGUCGAAAGCGAAAAGGCAGACCAUGCUAGGACUUCGGGGGCCAGGCCGGAGCCGGCGUUCCCGGCAUCCCUGUCCUCGGCCUGGCAAGGCGGCUCCGGGCGGGCCGUCCGGCCUCGGGCCAGGCCCGAGGACCGACGAUCGCCUUCCAAGGGACCCGGGGCCACGGGUAGCACCAACCUGGCAGCGGCAGAUCACACCAGUCCAAGACGGGGAGAAGACGGGACGUUUCCGCUCAACUUCCUCCUGCAAAAAUCAGAAAGGCCCGCUCCCCGAGGAUGAGGCCCCGGUUAAAACACCCUCUGGGAACCACUUUUCCUUCCUCCAAACGGUUAGUGCCCAGGGAUCUCAAAUCACUCUGUUGGGGAUUGGAACAGAAUCACACACCAGAAGAGGUUAAACAAUCACACUCUUGCGUUUGACCUUUCCACCAUUAACUCUGUCUCUCUCUCGGAAAAUAAUGGGCGUCUUUCGGCUUUAAGAUGAUUCAAUACGGAUGGGGGGCUUGAAAAUCCAGCGGCGGCGGCGGCUUCCUGAGUCUGAAACCAUUAAAAUGUUUAGAAAGAU
Tachyglossus aculeatus (Australian echidna) is the source of this 3131-nucleotide messenger RNA. RefSeq names its product component of oligomeric golgi complex 5 (gene COG5). The record is from RefSeq and is a predicted model, not a curated record. NCBI's taxonomy places the organism in Eukaryota, Metazoa, Chordata, Mammalia, Monotremata, Tachyglossidae. The transcript is spliced from 22 exons. Gene Ontology annotation, cellular component: COG complex. Bases 21 to 2462 code for a protein of 813 amino acids. Gene Ontology annotation, biological process: intra-Golgi vesicle-mediated transport.